Messenger RNA from Anopheles coluzzii, 818 nucleotides. RefSeq names its product diuretic hormone class 2 (gene Dh31). Gene Ontology annotation, molecular function: diuretic hormone activity; G protein-coupled receptor binding. The record is from RefSeq and is a predicted model, not a curated record. Bases 240 to 590 code for a protein of 116 amino acids. Gene Ontology annotation, biological process: body fluid secretion. The transcript has 6 exons. Lineage: Eukaryota; Metazoa; Arthropoda; Insecta; Diptera; Culicidae.
CACAUGUACACCUAGCACGAUUUGCUGGUGUCCAAAGAGUGCUGCAACCACGUGGGUUGGAACAGGACUCGAACGAUUUUUCCUGCACAAGGAUCUCGCCGUUUGGGGUGUUUGGCGCUUUGAAAAAUCUCGGAACCUGCUGCCGUGGUCGUGGUGGUGUAGAGCGCAAGGGUGGCGUGCAAUUUUUGUGCCGCCUUCUGUCCUGGUGCAACGAACGAGCAGCCCUCAACAGCAACAUAAUGCAGUUACGCAGAGUUACCGAAGCGUCGUGGGCGUCGGCCAUCGCGUUGACGAUCCUGCUGCUGGUUUUCGCCUCUACAAUCGACACAACAUCCGCCCUCAGUUACCGAGGCUACAAACAGGAGAUGAAGGAACAGCCCGACGAUGUACUGAUUGAUCUCAUUGCACGAUACGGUCACACGAUGCUAAGAGCCAAAGAUGAGCUAGAGAACUCCAAACGAACGGUAGACUUCGGACUGUCACGCGGCUAUUCAGGCGCCCAGGAAGCGAAACACCGAAUGGCCAUGGCGGUCGCCAACUUUGCCGGCGGCCCUGGGCGGAAACGAAGGUUCGAAGGAAUCAUGCUGUAAAUUACUGACCACCGAUGCGAGCCGAACCACCAUUCCUGUCAUGUUAUCAUGAAUUCACGUGCAAUACACGACCACAGUGUGUAACGGGAUGCAAAAUCGACGAAAAUGAGCCUCACAACACAAUCAAUUCGAGCAAUACAACCGCUUUUUGUCUUCUGUCUAUUGUUGAACGUAGAGUUUAAAAUAAAUUAAAGCCAGUUUUGAUAGAAAUGUAUCAAUGAUGAUGUA